CCAACAUUCACAAGGAGACAUGUAAUGUUGACGUGUAUUUCGUUGACGGUCUGAAAAUUUCCUACUUCGCACUGUCUAGAUGUCAAACUGGGACGUUAUUUAACAGCAGCUUUAACAAUUUACCGAUAUUUGGUUAAUUUUAAGUGGUGGUCGACGUCGAAAAAGUGGGUGACGAUGUCCGGAGAAAUUUCUAUGAUUGGUUCUGUUAUCCUGGCCCUUUUCCUGGCUGGUUAUCUGGGCCAGCAGUAUUUACCUCCACCCACACCUAAAGUAAUCGGCCUAGACCUCGGCACCACUUUCUGCUCGGUGGGCGUCUUCCACCCUGGCAGCGGAGAGGUGGAGGUGAUAGAAGAUGAACAGGGGAGGAAGAGCAUCCCGAGCGCCGUCUCUUUCACCGCCACUGGGGUGCUGGCCGGACAUGAAGCAGCGGACCUGGCCGACAGAAAUCCGCAAAACACCAUCUACGAUGCCAAAAGGUUCAUCGGGAAGAUAUUUGAGCUGGAGGUCCUGGAGCAGGAGAGUAUUCGGUACCCGUUUAAGGUGAUUAACAACAAUGGAAGCGCAGAGUUUCUUAUCUCCACCAAUCGUACCUUCUCUGUGAGCCCAGAGUUCAUCGGCUCCAGACUGCUGCUGAAGUUGAGGAAGAUGGCCGAGCGACAGCUGGGUGUGCUCAUCCAGAAAGCUGUCAUCUCGGUGCCUGCAGAGUUUGAUGAGAGACAGAGGAACUACACUGUCAGGGCUGCCAACCUCGCUGGCUUGGAGGUCCUACGUGUGAUCAAUGAGCCCACUGCUGCAGCCUUGGCUUAUGGCCUGCACAAAGUGGACGUCUUUAACGUCCUGGUGGUCGACCUCGGAGGAGGAACCCUGGAUGUGUCUUUACUCAACAAACAGGGAGGCAUGUUCCUCACCAGAGCCAUGGCGGGAAAUAACAAGCUAGGAGGCCAAGACUUCAGCCAGAGGUUGCUCCAGUACACCAUAAAGCGAGUGCAACAGGAGUUUGGUGUCCCACCCACCCUAAAGGAGGACAUCUACCAUCUACGACAGGCUGUGGAAGCUGCCAAGAUCAACCUUACCCUCCAACCCAGUGUCACCCUCAGGGUGCCCCUGCACCUUCAGACCCAUAGCAGCUCGGGGACACCUGAAGGUGCUGCUCCAGCUCCAGUUCUUUUCCAGGAUGUGAUCACUCGCGAGCUGUUUGAGGAACUCAAUGAGGACCUUUUCCAGAAGAUUCUGGCUCCUGUCAAGACUGUGUUGGCUGAAGGUCACCUGGAGAAGGAGAACGUGGAUGAGGUCGUUCUGGUCGGAGGGUCCACCAGGAUACCGCGGAUCAGGAGGCUGAUCAGCGAAUACUUUGGGAAAGAGCCCAAUACAUCAGUAGACCCUGAUCUGGCUGUGGUUACAGGUGUGGCCAUUCAGGCUGGCAUAAUGGGAGGCUCCUGGCCUUUACAAGUGAGCGCUAUAGAAAUCCCCAACAGACACCUGCGCAAGACAAACUUCAGCUAAUCUUUGUCAAGGUUAUUUAUUGCCGUAGAAGUGGUGCCACAUAGACUUGCCACAGAUUCCUACUAGUUUCAUGCCUCUCUAAUGUUCUUAAUUUAAUGUCUGCUGAUGUGGGAAAACAAACUGCACAAAAAAAAAAUCACUGCUGCAUCAAUGAAGACAUAGAAGACAUUCAGAGUUUAACUGUUAUGCUUCCUUGUUUGUGAAAAGAGAAAAAGGGAACAUUUUAUUUUCUUUGGUUAUAGACUGAUGAGAUGUGCAUAAGUAAAUAGCUCUGGUCUCACUGACAGCUGCUUCUGUUGUGCAGGUUUCAGCAGAAAUAAGAGCAAGAUACAAAUGAAAUGUGAAUAUGAAGCUUCUCUGUCAUGUGUCUACUGAUCCAUUCAAGCUUCAGUCAUGAUGCUAAUUGUGGUAGAUACACAAACGGUGUUCUCUUCAGGGAACAUCCACUUGUUUAAAGGACUUAAAGACUAGCCAGUAUGUUAAUACAUGUAUUUAUUUAUUUAUUCCCAUUAACAGUAUGGCUGUUAGUGUGAAUGUGUUUAUACAUCUUUCCAUCAAAGGUUACUGUACUGUGUGCUUGUGCCUUUUUAGAGAGCUGCUAUGUUUUUUGAAAUGAAGCAAACUGCUGCAAGCCAGUGGUUCAGGCACAGGUCUCCGUCCAGGUCCCUGUGGUACUGUGAUGGGUUUAUGUCCACUGGAAGUAAGUGGGACAGAUCGGACACCUCAGUGAAAAGAUACAGAUAUGCGCAACUAAUUUAAAACAAAUUCAAUGCGAUAUAAACUACUCACCUUAUAUACAAUGGGGUCCUGGUAUGGUGCAGUGUGUCCACCUCACAGAUGAAGGUGCAUGCUGGAGAAAGCCUUAAUGUCCACACAGAACUUUAAAUUAUUAGAAUCACCCUCCCUUUGAAAAUACAAACCGUUUGCCUCAGAGAGACUGAGAUAUGCUCAGUAAGCACUUUGAAGACCGCCACUGGCUGGCCAACUGUACACUUUUGGACAGUGGUGCACUCAUUUGUUUGGAACAGUCUACUGUAUGUCAAGAAGGUCAACUGGUAGUCCCACAGAAGGACCAAAGUAUUCCUGGUGCUUUGAGAAACGCAUUACCAUCACAUCUAGGAUGUGUUAUGGAUCUGAUACAGGUUGUCAAGGUGCCUGAAACUUUAAGCAUUAGUGUGACUAAACUAGUUUCUCCAGCUUGUUCCUGUGAACAGUUAUUGUAUAUCCAGUAUGAAAGUCAAAUGCUGUUUCUUUACAAAACAAAAACCUAGAACUGUAUUUCAGUCAGUUUGUCCGUUAACAUUUUCCAACCAAGAGCUCAAGGCUACCCACAUUCCUUUCAAAAGUAUAACAGCUUGAUAUUUAUGCCAAACAAUGAUUCCUAGGUGCAGUGACCCGACCCCCCCCACCCACCACUAUGUGUUGCUUGCUAUAAAACUAAGAUCUUCAUCAAAUAUGAUGAACUGUGAGGCUACACUGUUUGCCUUUGGUACUGUAUGAAUUGUUUGUCCCUUUUGAAAUAGAAAAUCUAUUUUUGUAUUGCUAGUUUUACUCAGUCUACCCACAUAAAAAUGACGAUAAUCUAAAAUAUGACCUGUUCUCAGCUUAUUAAAGUGAAAUUUCCCAGCCUUUGUCAUCCUUUAUUUUGAGGAAGCGUCAAACUAUUUCCACCUGCUGGCCCACAUAUUCCUGUGCAAGGUACUUCACACAACCAUUACAGGUCACAUCAAGAUCCUCCAGGUCCAUAUUAACUUCCAUCUUCCUUUAAUUUGAAACUAAAUAGAUCAGAAUAAGAACAAGCAUGAUUAGAAAGUGCCUGGAUUACAAGAUUUUAAUGUUUACUUCAGAAGUACAGUAAUACCCAAAGGAAAACAAAACAAAGCAACAUCUCAGCUUGUGCUGCCUGUAAUAUCCCUUCAGUUAGUUUGGAGCUUUACUUUCACAUUUCAUUCAUCUUCCAGCAUUCAGUUUUAUACCAGAAACCAAUGUUUAUAUGCUUUUUGUUUGUAAAAUAUUGCAGAACUUAACUACGUACAACCCAGAGGCUGUGGAGGAAAUGAAAUGACUGCCAAUAUCAGACUGUUGCUACUGCAAUUAUGUCAGUGUUCAAAUGUAAUUCUCAGUUGGCUGGACCAUCGCCCAUUGAUUCACCUUGUAUGUACAAUAACACUACAUAACACUGCACACAGGGCAAACUAUACCCAGCCAGGAUACAUACAGUAUAUACCAUACACAUCUUAAAAACAAACAAAAACAAUCCAAAACACAUUCACAUUAACCAUUAAAAGACUCCAAACCAUUUUCACCAGUUCCGGUUCCACAGCUCACUCAAGUCAUCUGAUAUAAUCAAUACUGUUACAUGCACUGGUUAAAAAUAGGUGGGGUUGUCAUUCAGCCUCUAUUAAAAUAAUUAUCUUACAUAUACCAUGUGAAUAUUUCACAUGGAAGAGGCAGGACUUCUGUAAACAUCUGUUUUUUUUCCCUCUUUAAAUAUUAGGCCAGAGCAUAAUUAACUGUUAGCUAGUUGGCUCAUACAACAAUAAAACCUUUAAAAAGCCUUGCUAAAAAGAAAUUCAAAGAGUGGAAUGUAAUUUACAGUGCUUACAAAUGAAAACAGCUUUGGAGAAUUAGCUUAAAGAAUUUGGAAACCUAUUUUUAAAAAGUAGCAGGCAGUGGGAACUCCGAGGGGCCUCUCAGUAUUUAGAUGAGAGUAGGCCACGGAUUUGGCGAAUUCCAUCAAUAAAAGUGCGUGUAGCCCUGUGUGAUAUACACUGAUAAGCAAAAAAAAA
Molecule: messenger RNA, 4292 nt
Organism: Monopterus albus (swamp eel)
Lineage: Eukaryota; Metazoa; Chordata; Actinopteri; Synbranchiformes; Synbranchidae
Gene: hspa13
Product: heat shock protein 70 family, member 13
Exons: 5
Coding region: 175-1503 (442 amino acids)
Molecular function (GO): ATP-dependent protein folding chaperone; ATP binding
Source: RefSeq, a predicted model, not a curated record